Molecule: messenger RNA, 2851 nt
Organism: Diceros bicornis minor
Lineage: Eukaryota; Metazoa; Chordata; Mammalia; Perissodactyla; Rhinocerotidae
Gene: GRIA4
Product: glutamate ionotropic receptor AMPA type subunit 4
Exons: 16
Coding region: 143-2851 (902 amino acids)
Biological process (GO): modulation of chemical synaptic transmission; monoatomic ion transport; synaptic transmission, glutamatergic
Cellular component (GO): postsynaptic membrane; dendritic spine; AMPA glutamate receptor complex
Molecular function (GO): transmitter-gated monoatomic ion channel activity involved in regulation of postsynaptic membrane potential; AMPA glutamate receptor activity
Source: RefSeq, a predicted model, not a curated record
CAAACCUCUCUCCUUUUUUCUUUUUUUUUUUUUUUUGAUUGUUUUUAAUUUUAGCGCCAUCGUCUUCAAUGCCUCUCUGAACAGCCUUUAGGAAGAGUGUGAGAGAAAGAGAGAGCGCGCGCCAGGGAGAGGAGAAAAGAAGAUGAGGAUUAUUUGCAGACAGAUUGUCUUGUUGUUUUCUGGAUUUUGGGGACUCGCCAUGGGAGCCUUUCCGAGCAGCGUGCAAAUAGGUGGUCUCUUCAUCCGAAACACAGAUCAGGAAUACACUGCUUUUCGAUUGGCAAUUUUUCUUCAUAACACCAGCCCCAAUGCGUCGGAAGCUCCUUUUAAUUUGGUACCUCAUGUGGACAACAUUGAGACAGCCAACAGUUUUGCUGUAACAAAUGCUUUCUGUUCCCAGUAUUCUAGAGGAGUAUUUGCCAUUUUUGGACUCUAUGAUAAGAGGUCAGUACACACCUUGACGUCUUUCUGCAGCGCCUUACACAUCUCCCUCAUCACACCCAGCUUCCCCACUGAGGGGGAGAGCCAGUUUGUGCUGCAGCUAAGGCCUUCCUUACGAGGAGCACUCUUGAGUCUGCUGGACCACUAUGAGUGGAACUGUUUUGUCUUCCUGUACGACACAGACAGGGGAUACUCAAUACUUCAAGCUAUUAUGGAAAAAGCAGGACAAAAUGGUUGGCAUGUCAGCGCUAUAUGUGUGGAAAAUUUUAAUGAUGUCAGCUAUAGGCAACUUCUAGAAGAACUUGAUAGAAGACAAGAGAAGAAAUUUGUGAUAGACUGUGAGAUAGAAAGGCUUCAAAACAUAUUAGAACAGAUUGUGAGUGUUGGAAAGCAUGUUAAAGGCUACCAUUAUAUCAUUGCAAACUUGGGAUUCAAGGAUAUUUCUCUUGAGAGGUUUAUCCAUGGUGGAGCCAAUGUUACAGGAUUCCAGUUGGUAGAUUUUAACACACCUAUGGUAACCAAACUAAUGGAUCGCUGGAAGAAACUAGAUCAGAGAGAGUAUCCAGGAUCUGAGACUCCUCCAAAGUAUACAUCUGCUCUGACUUAUGAUGGAGUCCUCGUGAUGGCCGAAACUUUCCGAAAUCUUAGAAGGCAGAAAAUUGAUAUUUCGAGGAGAGGUAAUGCUGGGGACUGUCUGGCAAAUCCUGCCGCUCCAUGGGGCCAGGGAAUUGACAUGGAGAGGACACUCAAACAGGUUCGAAUUCAAGGGCUGACCGGGAAUGUUCAGUUUGACCACUAUGGACGUAGGGUCAAUUACACAAUGGAUGUGUUUGAGCUAAAGAGCACAGGACCUAGGAAGGUUGGUUACUGGAAUGAUAUGGAUAAACUAGUCUUGAUUCAAGAUGUCCCCACCCUUGGCAAUGACACAGCAGCUAUUGAGAACAGAACAGUGGUUGUAACCACAAUUAUGGAAUCCCCAUAUGUUAUGUACAAGAAAAAUCACGAAAUGUUUGAAGGAAAUGACAAGUAUGAAGGAUACUGUGUAGAUUUGGCAUCUGAAAUUGCAAAACAUAUUGGUAUCAAGUAUAAAAUUGCCAUUGUCCCUGAUGGAAAAUAUGGAGCAAGGGAUGCAGACACAAAAAUCUGGAAUGGGAUGGUAGGAGAACUUGUUUAUGGGAAAGCAGAGAUUGCUAUUGCCCCUCUGACAAUCACUUUGGUCCGAGAGGAGGUCAUUGACUUCUCUAAGCCCUUCAUGAGUUUGGGCAUAUCUAUCAUGAUCAAAAAGCCUCAGAAAUCUAAACCAGGAGUGUUUUCCUUCUUGGAUCCUCUGGCCUAUGAGAUUUGGAUGUGCAUAGUGUUUGCCUACAUUGGUGUCAGCGUGGUCUUGUUCCUAGUUAGUAGGUUUAGUCCUUAUGAGUGGCACACAGAAGAGCCAGAGGAUGGAAAGGAAGGACCCAGCGACCAGCCUCCCAAUGAGUUUGGCAUCUUUAACAGCCUCUGGUUUUCCCUGGGUGCUUUUAUGCAGCAAGGAUGUGACAUUUCACCCAGAUCCCUCUCAGGUCGAAUUGUUGGAGGUGUUUGGUGGUUCUUUACACUCAUCAUUAUAUCAUCUUAUACUGCUAACCUCGCUGCUUUCCUGACGGUGGAGCGAAUGGUCUCCCCCAUAGAAAGUGCAGAAGACCUGGCCAAACAAACGGAAAUCGCCUAUGGAACACUGGACUCAGGGUCAACAAAAGAAUUCUUCAGAAGAUCAAAAAUAGCAGUGUAUGAAAAGAUGUGGACCUACAUGCGAUCAGCAGAGCCGUCAGUGUUCACUAGGACUACAGCUGAGGGAGUGGCUCGUGUCCGCAAAUCCAAGGGCAAAUUUGCCUUUCUCCUGGAGUCCACUAUGAAUGAAUACAUUGAGCAGCGAAAGCCAUGUGACACGAUGAAAGUGGGAGGAAAUCUGGAUUCGAAAGGCUAUGGAGUAGCAACGCCCAAGGGUUCCUCAUUAAGAACUCCUGUAAACCUUGCCGUUUUGAAACUCAGUGAGGCAGGCGUCUUAGACAAGCUGAAAAACAAAUGGUGGUACGAUAAAGGUGAAUGCGGACCCAAGGACUCUGGAAGCAAGGACAAGACGAGUGCCUUGAGCCUGAGCAACGUAGCAGGUGUCUUCUACAUUCUGGUUGGCGGCCUGGGCUUGGCAAUGCUGGUGGCUUUGAUAGAGUUCUGUUACAAGUCCAGGGCAGAAGCGAAGAGAAUGAAGCUGACCUUUUCUGAAGCCAUAAGAAACAAAGCCAGAUUAUCCAUCACUGGGAGUGUGGGUGAAAAUGGCCGUGUCUUGACGCCCGACUGCCCAAAGGCUGUACACACUGGAACUGCAAUUAGACAAAGUUCAGGAUUGGCUGUCAUUGCAUCGGACCUACCAUAA